Messenger RNA from Protopolystoma xenopodis, 234 nucleotides. Lineage: Eukaryota; Metazoa; Platyhelminthes; Monogenea; Polystomatidea; Polystomatidae. The record is from the annotation of a GenBank genome assembly.
AUGUAUGCCUCAGACGAUUACUCGAGGUCUAGCCUUAUCGAUUCGAAUGCGCUAGCGGCCACGACUGUUUCGUAUCCGUUCGAAGGUCUACGGAUUGGGUUCCUGUUCCCGCGCAAGCUGUGCCCGGAUAACCUGAUCUUAUUGACUCAUUCAUCCGUCUUACAGGAACAGCAGGAGCGAUUGAGCAUUCCUACUGAGAGUGAAGAGCUGUGGCAGGGAUCUGUCUUCCCAUAG